AUGGCUCAAGAAGUUGACCACAAGUUACUUAGAGAAGAUUUUGAUGCUGGUCCUUCUAGUUAUGAUGAAGUUAUUCCUGGUUUAUUUCUGGGAAAUCUUACAGCUGCCACAGAUAUCAAAUGGUUAAAAGAAACUAAAAUAAAUUAUAUACUUACAGUAGAUUCGUGUCCUUUACCUCGGAAGAUUCAAGAACUUUUGCCAAAUCUAACUGUAAUGUAUAUUCAAGUUACUGACCUGCCACGCGAGGAUCUCCUUACCCAUUUUGGAGAUUCAUACGAGUUUAUAAAUCAUGCGUUAGAAACAAGCAAUAGAAUAUUAGUGCACUGUUAUUUCGGUAUUUCCAGAUCUGCCACAUUAGUAAUUGCUUAUUUAAUGAAAAAAUAUGGGAAAAGUUUCUUCAACGCAUUUGAAGUUGUGAAAGAGAAGAGACAUUGUGUUGAACCUAAUGCUGGUUUCUUAGCCCAGCUGAAAUUGUACGAAGAAAUGAGUUUUGAUAUAGAUAACACUAAUGUACAAUUCAAAAUGUAUAGGUUACAAAUUGCGGCAGAUAAAGUUCGGAAAGCAAAAAUUUUACCACAAAACUGUGCAGAACUGAUAAAGCCAGAUCCAGCCCUUACUACAAUACGUCCAGAACCGACAGUUUAUCGUUGUAAAAAAUGUCGAAGAAUCGUGGCAAGUGUGAGUAAUAUUUUGCCACAUGUCCCAAAGGAAAAACAGAUAUGGAGGCAUAUAAGUACAAAGAGAACAUCUAAACAAUCAAAACCUGUGCACGAGCCUUUGGACUUACAAAAAAAGGAUGAGAACCAGCCUGUAGAGUUUUGUACUAAAAUACUCUUUGUCGAGCCUAUGGCUUGGAUGCCCGAUAUAACGCACAAUGUCGAGGGAAAAUUGAAUUGUCCAAAGUGCAGUACAAAGCUGGGUUCUUUUAGUUGGAUAGCAGGUAGUCAAUGUCCAUGCGGCAGCAAAAUAGCACCCGCGUUUUACUUAGUUCCCUCCAAAGUAGACUGGAGCAAUGCUGUGCAAAAUGUUCAAGUAACUGUAUAGUACUAGAGAUGUAUCUAUAUAUUUAAGAAGUUUUGGACGGACAAUUAACAUAUAUAAGAACACAUUUUUUAAACCUUUUUACGUGAUUGUAGUUUGUUUAGUAUUGUAACAAACGCAAAUGUGACCAACAACAUGUCUGUAAAAUUGGUAGUCUAAUUUUGUGCCAACGUUAACGUACUGUGUGUAUGUACAAAGAAUCGCAAUUUUAUGACUCUAAACAUUUCUUGCCGCAACGACUAAACGACCCGUUCUUCCAUAAUUUAAUUUUUGUAUUUAUAUACACA
Dufourea novaeangliae is the source of this 1328-nucleotide messenger RNA. RefSeq names its product dual specificity protein phosphatase 12 (gene MKP-4). The record is from RefSeq and is a predicted model, not a curated record. Gene Ontology annotation, cellular component: nucleus. Gene Ontology annotation, biological process: protein dephosphorylation. NCBI's taxonomy places the organism in Eukaryota, Metazoa, Arthropoda, Insecta, Hymenoptera, Halictidae. Gene Ontology annotation, molecular function: protein tyrosine/serine/threonine phosphatase activity. The transcript has a single exon. The coding region runs from base 1 to 1044 and encodes 347 amino acids.